Messenger RNA from Aplysia californica (California sea hare), 4598 nucleotides. RefSeq names its product ras-related protein Rab-35. Gene Ontology annotation, biological process: endocytic recycling. The transcript has 6 exons. The coding region runs from base 98 to 706 and encodes 202 amino acids. Gene Ontology annotation, molecular function: GTP binding; GTPase activity. The record is from RefSeq and is a predicted model, not a curated record. Gene Ontology annotation, cellular component: endosome membrane; plasma membrane. Lineage: Eukaryota; Metazoa; Mollusca; Gastropoda; Aplysiida; Aplysiidae.
UCGGAAAUAGAUUUCUAUUCAUCAAUUGCUUCCGUCGCUUCCGAGUUCAACUCCCCUUACGAGUUAUCGAUAAGGAGUAGAAAUAUUGACUUGAGAGAUGGCUCGUGAAUAUGAUCAUCUAUUCAAGCUUUUAAUUAUUGGUGACAGUGGAGUUGGCAAGAGCAGCUUGCUGUUACGAUUUGCAGACAAUGUAUUUUCCGGGACAUACAUAACGACUAUUGGUGUAGAUUUCAAAAUUAGGACUAUUGAUGUGAAUGGAGAACGGGUCAAGUUACAGAUCUGGGACACUGCUGGACAAGAGAGAUUCAGAACAAUCACAUCAACGUAUUACAGAGGGACUCAUGGGGUCCUGGUUGUAUAUGAUGUGACUAGUGGUGAAUCUUUUGCCAAUGUUCAAAGAUGGUUGCAUGAAAUUGACCAAAACUGUGAUGUUGUCAACAGAAUACUUGUUGGCAACAAAGAUGAUGAUCCAGACAGGAAAGUUGUACUCACACAAGACGCCGAGAGAUUUGCAGAGCGGAUGCAGAUUCAGUUGUUUGAGACCAGUGCCAAGGAAAACAAAAAUGUGGAGGAGAUGUUUAUGGCUAUAACCAAGCUUGUUCUGGAGUCCAAGAGAAAAAUGCAAGAGGAGGCACGGAAACAGCCCCCAAGUACAAUACGAGUGACGGCCAAAGGGGGAAGUGGGAAGAAGAAACAAUGCUGCUAGUGGUGGAAUCCCUUCUCUCUGACCCUGCACCCAUGUUGUACCAUAAUAAGUCUCUUUCAAAAUGUAUGUGGUGAUUGAUCAUUUCGAGUAUUUUUAGACUUGUGGGAAAAGUUGUUGUGGUUCCGCAGAAGUCCUUAAUCUUGAAUGAAAAGUUUUCAGGUCUUGUUUUGAGCAAAUUUUUUUUUUUGGGAAAGGGGGGGGGGGGGGGGGGGGGGGGGGCAGUGAAGAGAAGGUACUCGUUUCUACAAGCAUCAGUUCACUGUCCUGGUUUGUGCUGCUUUCCAUCAUAGCCUUAUGGAUGAACUGUUUGGUUGCCACUGAUGCUCAAGUAGUCUAUUGGCAGUGGUGUUAAUUUCUUUCCUGCUUAUUUCACUUAUCAGCAUGUUAUUUUCAUCAUUCCGUUUCAUUUGUCUCCCCCCAUGUGAGCGAGUUUCAAAUGACUGAGAAACAUUUUCAUCUGUUCAGGUUACGCUUGGGUACAACUCAGUUUAUCUUUCCGAUAUUGUUGAGAUUUUUUUUCAGUCUCUUUUAUUCUUGACAACCUCGCUUCAGACUCUCCUUCUAAAAAUAUAUAUUCUCACAAGCUUUUGCAUAGCUGUAAUUAGCCAAGUGCUGAUGGACUGAAGUCAGUGAAGCUGGUAGUCAUUGUGUAUUUGGGUCUUGCUAGUUUCCAAAGCAGUAUUGUAUGAGAGAGGUGUUGUUUAUCGUCUUGUUCUGCUGUUUGUCGUCUCAGGAGAGCGCGAGUGCUGUUGGCUUUUGUAGGUAGACCAAAUAGUUGCAUGCUGUCUGUGAUGUUUAGAGCUCACUAUCAUUACCAUGUUAAUAAUGUCAAGAUUUUUUACAUGUAUUUUUUGUGUGCACUUCAGAGGCAACAGUGUGCAGUAUCUGUGUAUUAUGAUUCUAUCUUUAAAAACCCAGUGUAACUGCUUUAAAAUGUAUGGCCAAAUCCUUUUUCAUAUAUUGUAAAAGUCUUUGGGGGGUUUUUUUGUUUUUCAUUCUCCUUUGCCUUUCAGUUCUCUUCUUUUCUUUUUUUUUUUACUUGACGCUCCAUUUGUCUGAGCUUUAUUAUUAUAGGCAUUAUGAUUCUUCGGGAUGACAGCAGGCUCUUAUUCGGGGAUGCCACUUUUGCACUUUUUUCCGGUAUUUCCGGUAUUUUGAUCCUGAUCCGCUAUUCGGUUAUUGAGAUCGAGAUAGAAUCUAUAGUUGGAAAAAAAAAAAAACCCACUCACACACAACAACUUGCGCCAAAUGUUCAAAUAACGGAAAAGGGAAGACUUCGCUGUACACCCGUUGCUUAUGUUUGUCGUUUCUCUCUAUGUACACCCUUUGGGUUUCAAAUUGAUAUUCAUAUGUUGCCGAGACCGUGGCGCGUGGAUUUUCAGCUGUUUUCAAAAAAGUUGAGUGGCAUCCCUGCUUAUUGUUCUACUUUCUAGUUUGUUGGAGAAGGGUGUUGCUUCUCACCAGAGGUGGGCAGAGGUAAGGUUUUCUUUGUCAAGAAUGUAUGGGACCUGUGCAUUUGAAAUGUUCUAAAAUGUAAGUUUUUUAAAAAACAUAGUGAUAUAUAAGGGUUUUGGAUGCUAUGAGUCAUGAAUAGAUGGAAUUUUGAAAAUCUUUGCUAGUCUAGUCUGACAGAUUAUGUCUCGUGUUGAGGACCUGACUUACAUGACUUAAUGGUCACCAGUGUGGUCAACUAGUUCUAGUAACAACACCACAUCAAAAUGUCGCUCAUUUUGUAUUGAUUCUUUCUGGUACUUCAUCAGUCACGUGUGGAUUUCUCAGUACGUGUUUUAGGAUUACUUUACAUGCUACAAGCUUGUGGUAUUGUUCUACCUUAUCCUGAUCAUGUGUUUAUUUUACUUGGUUUAUGUGUUAGUUUAUAUAAUUGGGCAAUUUUACUGACCUUCUGGGCUUCUCAGAAUGAUAGUAUAAAGUGAAGUUUCUCUCUCUCUCUCUCUCUCCCUCUCCCUCUCCCUCUCCCUCCCCUUUCUCUGUGUCACUGCACAAAUUUGUUAAUGUGGCUUCGUAAUUGCCUGGUUAAUUUAUUUCUUUUGUAUGUCAGACUUGCCAGUUGAUCUCAACACACUGCUGUUUAAUCCAUGAUUUUCACAUUUCUUUUCGGCUUGCCUCCCUACCUGUCUUUUUUUUUCUUUCCCUUUAAGUUGGUCACUCAGCUGACAUUUCUUAACCUGCAAGCUAUCGCCAACAAAUGCUGUUGUAUUUUGUGUAAGAAUUAUUCCAAUUUGCUUGUCCACUUUCCACACUGUUGUCAAAUCUGGCUCCCAAGUUUUGGAGCUCUCUAGUGGAGAGUUAUGUCAUAUAUGCUACUUGUCUUAGACUUUGCCACAAACUGUUCUUUUUUUUAUUUCCUUGUGUACACCCAGUUGAACUUUUUGAAAUUGUUACUUUAUUAAUGCGCCGACUGAUUGGCUGAAUAUUUUUGUCACCAUUGCUGAGAGCAGUAUCAUCGACUUGAGUAUCUGCCUCUGUAAAUACCUAGAUUAUUAGAGUCCAGACUUUAUGAAAUGAUACCCAUUUUACUAACAAAAAGUUCUUUUUUUCUUCAAAUCUCCCUUUCAAUUUCCGCGGUUUGAUAAAUAUGUUUUACUUUUUUAAAUAUAUGUCAUAAUGUAGGUGAAUCAUCAGAGAAAACUAAAUGAAUGUACAGAAUGUGUGCAGAAAAAAAUGUAUGUCCCCCAGAGGGCAGAAAAUUACACCGUGAAUGGGUUAAAGUAACUGCGUAUUAGUUUUUGCUCUAAAGUCUUUAUGAAAUAAGACGCUAAGAUGAUGUAAGUCUUUUGAUCUUUUUUUGUCUGUGGCCCUUUUGAGAGGUUGUUCUGUUGUUUUAUGUUUGGGUUGAAUUUGACUGUAUUCAGAAAUGUAUACCAAUAUUUCUUGUUUUAUACUUUUAUGUUUAUAAUGCAAAGUUGGGAAAUUUCUUAUUUGGUUUUUGUUUCAUAAUAGCUGGUCAUGUGCAUGUUUGGUGUGUUCCCGAUAUAGGCGCUUUUUGUACAGCACAAAUGGUUCUCUAUCUCCUCUUCCCCCCCCCCUGUACAUUCAUGAGAAUGAUUGCCCCCGCUCAUUUGCUUAGUCUUCCACUGUGUAUAUGAUAUGGCUUUGUGACGCAAUACUAUCUAUUCCAAGUUGAGAUGCAAUCCGUUGUCCUCUGGUUGAGCAGCCUAACUCUUUCUCUUCUGUUUUUCUGCACCGUUUCCUGCGUGUCAAACACCUCCUUCCCGGUCCCCGGUCCCCCUCCCCAGGACUGCACGUCACAAGUGUUAAUAAAGAUAAAGUGCUUUAUAGCAGGACCAAGGGAGAUUUGACGAUCCUCCUCUCUGUAUUCACUCGAGAGAGGGGGGGGGGGAGCUUGGCUGGGCUGGGCUGCUGCUAUGAUGAUGUGAUUGAAGCCUGAACACCUCUCUUGUCUGUGUUGUUCACUCUCACUGGUGAAAAGAAGAAAAAAUACUACUUGAACUUUGGUAUAGUAGGGUGGUGUAGCGAUUAGAUUCAAUUCACGAGUGGGGAGAAUUUAUAUACAGUAUGUCAGUCUUUCUUUUGGGAUGUUGUAUCGCUCUUGGUGUGUGUGUUGCUGAGGCACACAUCCGAAUAAAAUACCCCUUUUCAGUUCUGAAUGCCAUCUCACUGAAAUUGAUUGACUUUUAAUUGAGUCUGUGGUCAUUAACUUGACCAUUUCCUUCCCCCCCCCCCCCCCCAAUGGAAGUUCGGCCCAAGAGAGGUGCUCAGGCUUACAUUUAUGUUUGUUGAUACAUGAUUUAGCUGUAAAUGUACAUUUUUGUAAGAUACUGUUUGUUUUUCCCAAAUGCAAAUGUCUAUGGAAAUUUUGUGGAGGAGGCGAGCUGAAAGAAACAGGUAAUAAAAGCCAGAAGAAGAAACU